AUGACGGAGAAGAAAAUUGCUGUCAUCUGCCGGAGUCUAGCAAAUAGCAGCUAUGGAAUAAAAAGAAAAUCACCACUUCAAAACUUGCAUCUUGUUUCCCGAAGUAUACAUCAUCCCUACUACCCAAGUUCAAAAUUUCAAAGACCUCCAUUAAGGAUAUCCAUUCAGCUGUUCUCUUCUCUUAAUCGUCUUCCCCUACGUAAAACAAAACUUUUAGAUGUAAAAUACGGAUACCAGUCGCACAGGAACUUUUGGCUAGCUAGACUAGCGUCAAGGCUUCUCAAACUUCGCUAUCUUGUAUUAGGAUCUGCUGUAGGUGGUGGUUAUACAGCUAAGAAGACGUAUGAUCAGUGGAAGGACAUGAUGCCAGAUCUCGAUGAAUAUAAGUGGAUUGUUCCUGACUUCAUUUGGGAGCUUGAUGAACAUAUUGACUUCGAAAAACUUAUCAAAGCCCUUCCUGAUGCAGAUGACCUUGCCAAACUUCUGCCUGACUUUGACAAGAUUGGAGAGAGCUUCACUUCGCUGAAAGGAUUUUUUUCUCCUGGUUACAAUUUGGUUAGUGAAGUCAUAGGAGCUUCUGAUCUACUUCUGUUGUUAGGUUCUCCAGGAGAAACAGCGUUCAGAGCUACUGACCAGGGAUAUGACAAUGACAAACAGUACAAGAAGGGCCUGCUUGGUGAACUCAUUCUGUUACAACAACAAAUCCAGCAGCACGAAGAGGAAGCACGCAGAGCCGCUGGCCAAUAUAACAUGGGCUCUUCCCAGCAGAAGCGAAAGGUUUCUGACAAAGAGAAGAUUGAUCAACUUCAAGAAGAACUUUUGCGCACUCAGCUCAAAUACCAAAGAAUGCUUGAGCGAUUAGAGAAGGAGAACAAAGAAUUAAGAAAACUGGUACUGCAAAGAGAUGACAAGGGAAUUCAUCAGAGGAAGUUAAAGAAAUCCUUGAUUGAUAUGUAUUCUGAAGUACUUGACAUCCUGUCUGAUUAUGAUGCCAGUUAUAACACUCAAGAUCACCUACCUCGAGUGGUGGUGGUUGGAGAUCAAAGUGCAGGAAAAACCAGUGUGUUAGAAAUGAUCGCCCAAGCCCGCAUAUUCCCUCGAGGGUCUGGGGAGAUGAUGACACGUUCCCCUGUUAAGGUAACUCUCAGUGAGGGUCCCCACCAUGUGGCUUUAUUCAAAGACAGCUCUCGGGAGUUUGAUCUGACCAAGGAAGAGGAUCUUGCAGCUUUGAGAAAUGAAAUAGAAAUCAGAAUGAGAAAUAGUGUGAAGGAAGGGUGCACUGUUAGCACUGAGACCAUCUCCUUAAGUGUGAAAGGUCCUGGUUUGCAGAGAAUGGUAUUGGUUGAUUUACCUGGAGUCAUUAGUACUGUGACAUCAGGUAUGGCUCCAGAUACGAAGGAAACAAUCUUUAGCAUCAGCAAGGCCUACAUGCAGAAUCCUAAUGCCAUCAUCCUUUGUAUUCAAGAUGGAUCAGUGGAUGCAGAACGCAGUAUUGUCACAGACUUAGUCAGUCAAAUGGAUCCCCAUGGAAAAAGGACAAUUUUUGUGUUGACUAAAGUUGAUCUUGCUGAGAAAAACGUGGCUAGCCCAAGCAGGAUCCAGCAAAUAAUUGAAGGCAAACUCUUCCCAAUGAAAGCUCUGGGUUAUUUUGCAGUUGUUACUGGAAAAGGAAACAGCAGUGAAAGCAUUGAAUCUAUUAAAGAAUAUGAAGAGGAAUUUUUUCAAAAUUCAAAGCUGUUGAAGACGUGUAUGCUGAAGGCACACCAGGUAACAACAAAGAACUUAAGUCUUGCUGUGUCAGAUUGCUUUUGGAAAAUGGUGAGAGAGUCUGUGGAGCAGCAAGCAGAUGCUUUUAAAGCUACACGUUUCAAUCUUGAGACUGAAUGGAAGAACAAUUACCCCCGGUUGCGAGAGCUUGACAGGAAUGAACUGUUUGAAAAAGCAAAGAAUGAGAUUCUUGAUGAAUCUUGUUUUCUCAGUGUUUCUAACAAAUUCAAUGCAUCCUUGUUAGACACUUUUGUAUUGGAAGCCAUCAUGUGUGUUACAACUUUCUAUUUUAGGGAGGAGAUUCUUCAGAAAACCUUAUGGGAAAGGGUAUCUACUCAUGUGAUUGAGAAUAUCUACCUUCCAGCAGCACAGACUAUGAACUCAGGGACAUUUAACACCACUGUGGACAUCAAACUGAAGCAGUGGACUGACAAGCAACUGCCUAAUAAAGCAGUAGAGGUGGCAUGGGAGACUUUGCAAGAAGAAUUUUCCCGUUUCAUGACAGAACAAAAAGGAAAAGAACAUGAUGAUAUCUUUGAUAAACUGAAACAAGCUGUCAAAGAAGAAAGUAUUAAACGACAUAAAUGGAAUGAGAGAGCGGAGGAUAGCCUGCGAGUGAUCCAGCACAAUGCCUUAGAAGAUCGGUCAAUAUCUGAUAAACAGCAGUGGGAUGCAGCUAUUCAUUUUAUGGAAGAGACGCUCCAAAGUCGUCUCAAAGACACUGAAUCUGUUAUUGAAGAUAUGGUGGGUCCAGACUGGAAAAAAAGGUGGUUAUACUGGAUAGGCCGCACUAAAGAACAGAAUGUUCGUAAUGAAACAAAAAAUGAACUUGAGAAAUUAAUCAAAUGCAAUGAAGAACAUGCAGCUUAUCUGGCAAAUGAUGAGGUGACGACUGUCAGAAAGAAUCUUGAAGCAAGAGGAAUAACAGUGGACCCAUGUCUGAUUAAAGACACAUGGCAUCAAAUUUAUAGAAGAUAUUUCCUGAAGACUGCUUUGAACCACUGUAAUCUAUGUCGAAGAGGCUUCUAUUAUUAUCAGAGGCAUUUUGUGGACUCAGAGCUCGAAUGUAAUGAUAUUGUCCUCUUCUGGCGAAUACAGCGAAUGUUGGCAAUUACAGCAAAUACGCUGAGGCAGCAGCUUACUAACACUGAAGUAAGGCGCUUGGAGAAGAAUGUAAAGGAAGUGCUUGAAGAUUUUGCUGAGGACAAUGAAAAAAAAGUGAAGCUCCUAACUGGCAAGAGGGUCCAGCUCGCAGAGGAUCUCAAAAAAGUUCGGGAAAUCCAGGAAAAACUUGAAGCUUUCAUAGAAGCCCUCCAUCAAGAAAAGUAGAUUGUUCAAGCAGCAACUUUACACAAGAAUGCAGCCUUUUCCAGGAUACCUUGCACAAAGACGACUGAAUAGAAAUGGCUUUUGUGUCCCAUUCUCUUUCCUAUCUUUUGGGGAAAAUCCUGAAAUGUUGGAGGAGAAAGAAAAUAACGUCUCAUGGGAUUGAGAAAUUCAGUUAAAAUCCACGUGCUCUUUUAAUUUUUGAAGCUACGUGCACAUGACAGAAGAAUCUGACUUGUGUGUCAGUGAGAUAGCUUGGAAGCUUGCUGAAGUUGUACAUUUAAGGUUUUUUUUUCCUGAAAGGAAAAAAGCUUUUAUUUUUGGCAUCUGUCUUGUAUGGUAGAGCUGGAUCAGAUUCAUAAAAUGGUAUUAUCUGUUGUCAUUUUCUUGCCUGCAAAUGAUCCUGGGAGUUUGACAUAAAGUUUUAGUAUUUGUAUGUACAUUAAAACGCCCUUCUAAGUAAUGCCAUUUGUAUUUGUUAUGCUCUGUGUUGAAGCAUCUCUGAUCACUCUGGUACAGAUUUAAAAGCAUGGUAUGGAGAUUUGGAGAGGAAGUUGUGGAUUUUGUUAAACUCCUAAACUCUUGAGGGACAUCAUCCAAGCAAUUCUUGUAGUGCUUUCAAGGGAAAGUACAGACUGCUAUUCACUGACACCUUAAAAGGUUUGGCUCAGGUAAUAAUGUCAACAGCUGCUCCUUUUACCCGUUCUUUCCUAAUAUAUGUUGUUACUCUUGAGUCAUAGCCGAUUACAUUUCAUUUCUGGGAUUGCACAGACUCUGAUUUCCUUGUUAACUCCUCCCUUCACCAUAGGUACAAAGUAACCUGAUCGAGUACGUGUGAAAUGUAGAAGGAUACUCUGUACAAUUCCAACUUGUCCAACCUCCUUAACUAAAAAAGGAAAAAUAUAAUUCAUUUCAUUUUUCUAAUAGCUACUGUAAGACCAAAAUUGCUUUUAUAAGAAUGUUAUGCACUAAGUCCUUCCACAUCCACUUGAUUUCUAUCAUUCAGUAUAGUAAAAAUAGUAAGGAGUCUUUCUUUUACUGCCUUUCAGUUUUGCCAUAGAAAUGUCACUUCUGACAAGUUUAAGCAUGAUAUAGGCUCUGUAUCAUAGGUGCCUGGUGAUUAAUCGCCACCAUGUUUUUCUGCCCACACUUUGCCACAAAUGAUCUGGAUACACUUCUGAAUACUUCUGUGGAAGAAGAUAUUAGGCCUGAAACAGUUUGUUUUGCAGUUGUCUGAUUAUGUACGUUGAAAAAUUGACUUAGGUUUAUUUUUCCCUUUUGAAAAGGCUAUUGAUUUUGACGUGUGGCAAUUAAAAGAGAGGAAUCUGAACAUUUUCCAACAGAUACUGUUUCUGUUUGUUCUCAGAGGAAACAAUACAAAAUUUGGUAAGAUGUUCCCCAAAUGUUCAGACAUAAAAUAUUUAGUCAAGUGGACAAAAAGUUAACGCAGAGCUAUUCAUAAAAUGGUGUUGAAAGGUUAACUAUUUCAAGGUGAUCUAACUGAAUGUUUUGGGAUUUUCCAUUUAAAAUUACUUCCUGAAAAUGAGUGUUUGAGGACGGAAAGAUGAAAAAAUGGCUUGUGUCAUCAUCAUUCUCUGAAGAUAACUUCAGAAAUGUAAGUUUGCACAAUUCUGAAGGUAGAGUCCUUAGGUUGUAUAGCAAGGGAGAUAAGUCUGUACUGGGGUUAAAUCCCUCUUUGUAAAAAACAAACAAAAAAACAAAACAACAAAAAAAAAGAACUUUUGCAUUUACCUAGAGAUCACUGUUUGAAACUUCUGUGUAAUGUAAAUGUUGCAAAAUAUCGCAUCCAGUGGCCCAGCGUUCAUCUCUUUUAGUGUGAUGUUCCUAUAGUUUUAGUUCCAACUUCUCUGUGCUGCUCAUCUAAGACUUAGCAUGAUGUAUUCCAUGAAAACUAGGUAUUUAUUGAAUAAAAAUGUAACUGAAGGAAUAAUAAAAUGUGGGUUUUGAACACAGUGCUAUUGCACCUAAUUCAGAAGUCACUUUGGCCUUCUUUUUCUCAUUUGUUAAAUUGUGAAAAAGUAUACUGUUAAUGAUAUUAAAAUGUCUGAUUC
Molecule: messenger RNA, 5165 nt
Organism: Aptenodytes forsteri (emperor penguin)
Lineage: Eukaryota; Metazoa; Chordata; Aves; Sphenisciformes; Spheniscidae
Gene: OPA1
Product: OPA1, mitochondrial dynamin like GTPase
Exons: 31
Coding region: 1-3096 (1031 amino acids)
Biological process (GO): mitochondrial fusion
Cellular component (GO): mitochondrial membrane; microtubule; cytoplasm
Molecular function (GO): microtubule binding; GTPase activity; GTP binding
Source: RefSeq, a predicted model, not a curated record